Molecule: messenger RNA, 882 nt
Organism: Ostreococcus lucimarinus CCE9901
Lineage: Eukaryota; Viridiplantae; Chlorophyta; Mamiellophyceae; Mamiellales; Bathycoccaceae
Exons: 1
Coding region: 1-882 (293 amino acids)
Biological process (GO): tetrahydrofolate interconversion
Cellular component (GO): cytosol
Molecular function (GO): methylenetetrahydrofolate dehydrogenase (NADP+) activity; methenyltetrahydrofolate cyclohydrolase activity
Source: RefSeq, a predicted model, not a curated record
AUGGCGGCGGAGAUCAUCGACGGGAAGGCGAUCGCGCAGGCGGUGCGGGACGAAGUUCGAGACAAGGUGACGGCGAUGCGAGCGAAAACCGGCAAGGCGCCGGGACUGGCGGUCGUGCUCGUCGGUGAGCGGAAAGACUCGCAAACGUACGUGCGGUCGAAGAAAAAGGCGUGCGAAGAGGCGGGGAUCGAGUCGUUCGGGACGGAUUUGCCGGAAGACGCGACGGAGGAGGAGGUGCUCGCCGUCGUGGCGGCGUACAACGCGGAUCCGAACGUACACGGCAUUCUGGUGCAGUUGCCGAUGCCGAAGCACAUCAACGAGGAGCGCGUGCUCGGGGCGAUCGAUUACGAAAAGGAUGUCGAUGGGUUUCACCCGCUGAACAUCGGACGAUUGUCGCAGCGUGGUCGCGAACCGUUGUUCGUGCCGUGCACGCCGCGCGGCUGCAUCGAACUCCUCGAGCGCACCGGCAUCCCCAUCGCGGGUAAAGAAGCCGUCGUCGUCGGGCGAUCGAACGUCGUGGGCACGCCCGCUGCGCUUUUACUUCAGCGUCGAGACGCCACGGUGACGAUCGUGCACUCGAGAACGCCGAACCCUGAGGAAAUUUGUCGCCGAGCCGACAUCGUCAUCGCCGCGUGCGGGCAGAUGGAAAUGGUCAAAGGGUCUUGGCUCAAGCCCGGGUGCGCGGUGAUCGACGUCGGAAUCAACGCCAAGGACGACCCGAGCAAAAAGCGCGGCUACCGCUUGGUCGGUGACGUCGAGUACGACUCCGCGGCCGAGGUGGCGGGCCACAUCACCCCCGUGCCGGGAGGCGUCGGUCCGAUGACCAUCGCGAUUUUGUUGCAAAACACGCUCGAAGGCGCGGAGCGCGCGUUCGGGCCGUGA